CGCGCGACACUCGGUACUCGUAUGGACAAUUCAGUUCAUCCUCGUUGUGUCAAAUUCUCGUUAACUUGUGAAUAAUUCACUUUUAUUAAUUACGUCAUCGCAUUAGAAUUCACCCCGAUCACCUCAAAAACAGGUGUUAAUUGUCGUUGGUCAGUAGUGUCUCGUGACAAUGAAGUGGUACUCCGGGAGCAUCAAUGAAGCUGUUGCUGCUUCAAAGUCGAGGAAAGCUGUUUUCGUCGUUUUCGUCGUAGGAAAAGAUGAUGCGUCAGUGGAAACUGCCCGCGCCAUCGACUCCCCCGAGAUAUCGUCUCGCCUCGAGCAGGACAAUUUUGUGGCGAUCAGAUUAGAGAGCGAUACCGAUUCCUACAGAUUCUUCGCACAGAUUUACCAGCUCGUGCCGAUCCCCUCGCUCUUCUUCAUCGGGGACAACGGCAGUCCCCUGGAGAUCGUGGCCGGCAGCGUCAGUGCCCAGACCCUCCAGGAGAAAAUCGAUACCGUUCUGGUGAAGGCUAGCAAAGGGAGGAACGAAGCCUCCACCGAUUUCAUCAGGGGUGAACAGAGUGCAUCUGCAGGCCAGAGUGGCCAGGUGUCCAGUUCUGCCGGGGCUGUCUCACCACCGCCACAGAAGAGCGAACCAGAAGCUUCUGGAGCCUCUGGGGCAGAAAAACCUGCUGAUUCAACUGUUGAAUUAAGUCCUGAGGAGAAACUUGAACGUGCGAGACACCUGAUAGAGCUCCAGAAGCAGCAGAGAAUCGAGAAAGAACGCGAGGAAGAGAGACGACGUGAGAUUGAGCGCAGGAGAAUGGGGAAGGAUGUGCAAACAGCCAGGCAGCGUCACCAGGAGCUGGAGAUUAAGCUGGCUCAGGAGGAACGAGCGAAGGAGAAGGCGGCCGAGGCGGAGGCCAGGGAGAGGGUCAGGCAACAUAUUGCUCAGGAUAAACUCGACAGGAGACAGAGGGAGCAGGCAUUACUCCAACAAACCUCACAACAGUCUCAGGAGCGUCCACAAGCUGCUGUUCCCCCCGCAGAUGGAGUCGUGAGGAUUCAAUUCAGACUGCCCUCUGGCAAUCCUCACAUGGGUAAAUUCGAACUGACGAGCACACUCCGCGAUCUACGCGCCUACGUCACCAAUAACAUCGAUCUACCAUUCCGCAAUUUCUCAAUGUCCACGUCCUUCCCGAGGAGGGACCUCAGUGCUGAGGAUGAGGGAAGGACACUGGUGGAUUUGCAAUUAGUUCCCACUGCUGUUAUCCUUAUUCUGCCUCUCAAAAAUUCAACAACUACAACAACAGUGGCAUCCCGAGAGCAGGGUGGUUUCCUCUCCCGCUUCAUGUGGACUGUGUUCUCGCCAAUAAUCUCUGUGUACAACUACGUAGUGGGUUACUUCACUGGUCCCCCAGGCAGAGGACCCACCAGAGAGGGAACCGACGAGCCAAGUGCAGCUGGGGUUGCACCACGUGCCACACCCACUCGUCACAUUGGUCAACCAUCCGGUUUGUUUGGCAGGAAUUUGGGGGGAUCGAGCACCACCAUCAGAGCCAGGGGAAAUAUCCACAGGCUGCACACUGGGGGCGACGAUAAUGAUGAGAAUAACACGUGGAAUGGCAACUCAACGCAGCAGAUGUAGAAAUUAAUCUUUAUUGUCACUGAUAUUCUAUUCUAUUUCUUUUUUAUCAACGAAAAAUGCAAGUUGGGAGGUGAAGAGAGAAGAUUUUUCAUCUAGUUGAUUUUUUUUCGAGUGAAUAUCUCUAAAUUGAAGGCGAACGUGGAAAUUUUUGGAGAGGCAUGAGAACUAUAAAAAAGAUCUUCGUCAAAACUUCGUCAUCUCCAUAAAAUUGGAGAUAUUCAUUGGAAUUUAUUUGAAUUUUAAUUCUAGUUGAUCAGUCUCGAUUUACCACUUCGCUUAUAUCCACUGGCCUUUGAAAUUCCAGAAUUCAUUACUCGCUGUUGCACGUGGAGUCAGUUUUUCUGGUCUGAAUGUUCAUAAUUUUUUCAACAAAAACGUAUAAAAUGUCAUGAUUACUUUAUUAAUAAAGAUUUUGUCGAGGAUGAAGGAUUAUGAGGACCAAUGAAUGGGAAAGAAUUAAGUGGAGUUUGAUAUUGGGAAUUUAAUGAUUAUUGAUUGGGGAUGUUUGGACUUUGCAUUUUUUUCAUGCGAAAUUCAGUUUAUUUGGGAAAUUAUUGUGAAGCAGAGUGAUCGUUUCUUCGGGCAUUAUGAGAAGGAAGCGAUUGAGUUAACGCAAUGCUGAAGGAAUUCAUUUGUUCCUCAUUGUUGUAGUUGUAAUAAAUUGUGAUUAUUUAAUCCUUGAAA
Diachasma alloeum is the source of this 2311-nucleotide messenger RNA. Its product is annotated as UBX domain-containing protein 4. Lineage: Eukaryota; Metazoa; Arthropoda; Insecta; Hymenoptera; Braconidae. Bases 170 to 1627 code for a protein of 485 amino acids. The record is from RefSeq and is a predicted model, not a curated record. The transcript has 6 exons. Gene Ontology annotation, molecular function: protein binding.